This is a messenger RNA of Cimex lectularius (bed bug), 1542 nucleotides long. RefSeq lists its product as uncharacterized. The record is from RefSeq and is a predicted model, not a curated record. Bases 79 to 1527 code for a protein of 482 amino acids. The transcript has a single exon. Lineage: Eukaryota; Metazoa; Arthropoda; Insecta; Hemiptera; Cimicidae.
UUGUUAUUGUUAUUGUUUCGUUGUAUUAAUUAAAAGUACAAUUUAUUGAAAUAAUUUAAUAUCAUCUUCCAACCAGUAAUGGAGGGUAACGAAGAACCUCCCGAUAUAGACGAAACAUCUAGAACAAGCAAUAAAGAUGCCCUCAAACGUGCGGGGGAGGAUCUCCCUAAGCAAUACAACAAAGUAUUCAUCUCCACCAAAGACAUAGCAAAAGUCGUAGACGGUGAAACAAGAUCGUACAGUAGACGUGAUUAUCUUAUCGCCCUAAACAAAAACAGGUACAAGCCUACCGACUCCGGACCUUUCUACGUGUUUGUCGAAAGCAUAGAUUUAAACGCCGGCAAUAUACAUCCUAUGAAAUUAGGAAAAAUUAUAUGGAACUCGAACACAAGAAUAUCUAAGCACAUACAGAACAUUUCGGUCUCAGGGCGAAAUAGACUAAAAAUCGAAACUGACAAUUAUGAAUCCGCAAACGCUCUCUGUUCUAACGAACUAUUUAAUGCUAACAACCUCUACCCAUACAUUUCCACCUUUUUUACACAAAAAAGAGGGAUUAUAAGAAAUGUCUCGACUGAUUUUUCCACAGACGAACUAAUAGCAGGCAUUAAAUCUCCAAUACCUGUAGUAAGUGUUAGGAGAUUCACCAAAAAAUCACAGGAUGAGAAUGGCCAAAUGAAGAUUUUCCAACUCAGUACCUGCCUAGUAACGUUUGAUUCGCAACAUCUCCCAGAAUUUAUUAAUAUCUUCGGCAUGCGGUGUAGGGUAGAUGCGUUCAUACCCCCCAUUAGGCAGUGUUUUAACUGUCUCAGAUACAACCAUACCAAAGAUCAGUGCAGAAGCCGGAACAGGUGCAUUAACUGCGGACAAUCCCACCCGGAAAGUGACUGCGAAGGCACAGAGCCCUUUUGCGCUCACUGCUCGGGAAAACACAAAUCGAAUGACAGAAACUGCCCUGUCUACAAAAAACUAGUUGAAGAAAACAAGAACAAAGCAAAAUCCAACGCUCUGUAUUCUACAACCGCUACGUCAAACAAGUUCAACCUUCUGCAGAAUUUGGAGGACUUCCCAGAAUUGCCUACAAGCAACCAAACCAUCAACUUAGGCAAUCCCUCACACCAAAAAACGAUACACCGAAAAUUUAAGUCCAGUAUACCACCCGUAAAGGUUACACCCACAGAUUCGACAAACCCGUCAUAUAGACAAGACAUCGGCAAGGAGACAGGCAAUGAACAACCCUGUGAACCCCCGUCUAAAAAGCGAUCGUACGACAAAAGACAUAUCACACCAUUCUCGAGGGAAGCUAGGCGAAGCACACAGUCAGUUUCAGAUAACUAUGUGUUGGAGUCCAUAUCAUCGCAAGUUCAAAAACUAGAUUCUGUAGUCUCAGCUUUGAGAACCAAACUUCCCGAAGAAAACUCCCCAUACAUCGCUGAUGUCUCCAACAUUGCUGUUUUCUUUAAGCAACUGCUUACGCAACUUAAAUGCGCGGAUGUUGUGCCGCAGAAAAAUCCAGCUAUAUAUGACUAAUAUGAACACUCAUAU